UUACAACUGUUUGUGUCAUCAUCCUCGAGCAGUUUUUCCAGUUUUGCGUCUAAAUGAUCACGACGAAAUCUGGAAAUGUUUUUCGAAUGAUGCGUUUAUGAUAUCGCCAAAUAAAAGUCAACAAUACUGGCUGUGGGGAACAGUUCAAGGUUCACAAGUUUAAAAGUUGGUUCGUUAGUUAGUCGAGUCGCCAUGCUUAAAACGUGUGUAUUGCUGUUGAUCACCUUUCAAAAUUCGCUACAAUGUGAUACGCCGACGUUCGAUAAUACCAUAGUGAGUGUCAACGAUAACGAAGAAACGAUAAGUGGUUGCAUAUCACCGGACACUCUAAAAUUUAAAGGUGACAUUAUCAAAAUAUCGGCAAUCAAUCAGAAUAUACCCGACUUGAAUGAAGGUGCCAUACGUGAUAUUUCAAGCGCAUUCGAAAUAGUGCUCGCCCACAAUAACAUUGAGAUUAUAAGAGCAGAGGCGUUUUUAAACCUUCCGGAACUGCAAAGCAUCGACCUCUCUGGAAACAAAAUUAAUUGGAUCAGCGAGAAUUCGUUCACAAAUUUACCGUUCUUAACCAAAAUCAAUUUGAUGAGCAACGAAGUUAGCGUCUCACCUCGAGCUUUUAACAACCUGCCGAAGUUGGAGGAGGUCAAUUUCGCCGAAAACAAAUUGGAGAGCUUCGACCAGGGUUGGUUCCGUCAAACUCCGAAGCUGUGGUGGCUGUGGUUCAGGGACAAUCGCCUGCGAACGAUCCCAAAGGCCGCCUUCAUCAAUUUGCCCAGCGUCAGGCAGAUACAUUUUGAAAAUAACCAAAUCGAGCGUAUCGACAAGGACGCGUUUAAAGGGCUCAGAAACCUGCAGCGCAUCUACUUCGCCCAGAAUCAGUUGAAGUGCUUCGAGAUCAACUUUCACACGCCGUCAAAGUUGGUUUAUAUGGGAGUUCAAUUUAACAACAUCACCUUCAUAUCGAGUAAAGUGUUAGAAACGAUUCAGCCAAAUCUGCUCAAGUUUUGGGUUACGGGAAACCCUUGGCAGUGCGCGUGUUUCGAUAGGUUGAUUGAUUGGGGCAUUAAGAAUCAUAUAGACAUCGCUUUUAAGUGUGUACAACAAGAGUCCGUGUGCGUUUAUCCUAAGCAGAAUCCGGACGAGUGCACUGAGCGUGAUGAUGAGGAAUUCUAUAAUGAGUUUUCGAAAAACUUUGGCAGUGAAUGGAUUUGCACCCCUGGAAACGACUAUUAGCCAAUCAGAACAAUUUUUAUAUUAUAGUGAUAUGUGAAUAAAGUAGCUAUUUUGUAUGAAAUGUGCACCCAAUUUUAUGCAGUGAAAAUCGUGAAUAAAUAAUCUAUUGUGGUGGCGUCUCUGCACGUUACAAUAUCUCAACAAAUAUUCUUUCAACUGAAUACUGACAUCUUUUGUCAAACAUACAUCUGAUUAAUUACUAUUAUUAGUGCAGGGCAUUUUCAACGCAAAAGUAAUUCUUUUAUUCUUUUUAACAAGAAAAUAAUUACUUUAUUAUCCAAGCAGUUACGUCAUUUAUAAUGUAAAUAAUAGGGUUUGCGUUCAUUAUACCAACAAUCAUAAUCA
Photinus pyralis (common eastern firefly) is the source of this 1575-nucleotide messenger RNA. RefSeq names its product leucine-rich repeat-containing protein 15-like. The record is from RefSeq and is a predicted model, not a curated record. Lineage: Eukaryota; Metazoa; Arthropoda; Insecta; Coleoptera; Lampyridae. The transcript has a single exon. The coding region runs from base 193 to 1230 and encodes 345 amino acids. Gene Ontology annotation, molecular function: protein binding. Gene Ontology annotation, cellular component: extracellular matrix.